Molecule: messenger RNA, 1136 nt
Organism: Rubroshorea leprosula
Lineage: Eukaryota; Viridiplantae; Streptophyta; Magnoliopsida; Malvales; Dipterocarpaceae
Source: the annotation of a GenBank genome assembly
CCUCUUCUUUCCUCAUCUCUCCACUAAUAUAUAUGUCAUACCUGAACACCAAAACUCUUCAUAUGUAUCAUAAAAACCAAAGUUGCUUGAAAAUUGAGAUAGUUGCAACGGCCAACCAUAAUAGUGUGCAGAACAAGAACAAGACUCUGCAAAUACUAAAGCUGCUGAGAGCUCCUUCAACGACAGCUGGUAGAGUGUGACCAAUAUGGAGAACGGAGCUACCGCUGCCGCUGCUGCUGAGUCUUCAAGCUCCAUUAGGAAGAUUAUCACUGUUGCCACCGCAGCCGCCAGUGGCUAGUUCGGAUGGGCUCUGCAACUUUUCCCAUUGUCCCCUUACGUAUAGACCCUUGGGGUUCCCCACACAUGGGCUUCGUUCAUCUGCAUCAGUGGGCCCCUCGCCGGCCUUGUCGUGCAACCCAUUGUAGGCUACUACAGUGACAGCUGCAACUCACGCUCAGGCCGGACGCCGUAACUUUCAUUUUGGCCGUCUUCCUCAUCGUCUUUGCCAAAGACCAUUGGCCAUCGCGUGGAUGAUUCGUUGGAAAAUCCUUAAACCCCAGAGCGGUGGCCAUUUUCGUGGUGGGCUUUUUGAUUCUAGAUGUCGCCAACAACAUGUUCCAAGGCCUACGUCGGGCCCUCCUCGCCGAUCUCUCCGCAAAUAACCACAAAAUGAUGCGGACGGCCAACGGUUGGUUCUCUUUCUUCAUGGCCAUCGGAAACGUUCGCGGCUACCCCGCCGGUUUCUACUCAAAAUUCUACAAAAUCUUCCCUUCACUAAAACAAAAGCCUGCGACAUCAACUGCGCGAAUGUCGAAUCCUGCUUCGUAAUCAACAUUAGGACAAUAUCCUAAUGUCGAUUACGAAGCAUGAUUUGAGAUUCGCGCAGUUGAUAUCGCAGGCUUUUGUUUUAGUAAAGGGGAAGAUUUUGUAGAAUUUUAAGUAGAAACCGGCGGGGUAGCCGCGAACGUUUCCGACGGCCAUGAAGAAAGAGAACCACCCGUUGGCCGUCCGCAUCAUUUUGUGGUUAUUUGCGGAGAGGUCGGCAAGGAGGGCCCGACAUAGUAAAAAGGUUUUGACACUUUGAUCUGUAAAAGUUUCUCUCGAGGUGAGGAGAGAAAGAAAUAUUUGCAUUAUUU